Sinocyclocheilus grahami is the source of this 2133-nucleotide messenger RNA. Its product is annotated as ubiquitin-conjugating enzyme E2 Q2-like. NCBI's taxonomy places the organism in Eukaryota, Metazoa, Chordata, Actinopteri, Cypriniformes, Cyprinidae. The record is from RefSeq and is a predicted model, not a curated record. The transcript has 10 exons. The coding region runs from base 1141 to 2094 and encodes 317 amino acids.
AGCAGCCACAGAACCGGAAUGUUUAAUAACUAUCGUAUAUAUUACGCUAAGCAUUUAUCUCUUAAGUACUUCGUGUGUGCUUGGCUUUAUCUUGUACUGAAUUAGUGGUCACACUUUAUAGCAUAUAACUUGUUUCUGUGGAUCUUUCGAAGAGUUUUCGGAUGCAGGCUGUAAAAGGGAGUUUUGAAGACGUUUAUUAUUUAUAAAACUAAAUAGUUUGCUUUAACUCCCUCUGUUAUAUGCAUUGCUUGUAAAUAUUUACAGGGAGAAUAUUCUUAGUUUUUGUUGUUUUCCAGCACAUCUUUGAUUUUACAUCUGUAAGUAGUUCUCCGUUAAAGUAAGUGACCUGGUUGACAAGCAGUAUAUAUCUGGACUAUUAUGGAUUAUUUGGCCACGAGGCUGGAUGUAGAGGAUGAAUAACAGCGGUCCGAGAACUGAGCCCUGGGGAACACCGUCUGAGCAACAGCGGCAGUAACAGCCAUGCAGUGUUUCAGGAGAAAAGUAGGUGCUCGGCUUGAAGAGGAAUUGGUCUUCUGUAUUAAAUCAGCAAUUAGAGGUGGAUUUGUUCGGUACAGGCAGUCGAUGAUAGACCGAGGUCGCUCACGAUCAGAAAUAGUCCCAGAUAAAGCCUCUAACGCUCCCUGAAAGCGGUGCAACACACCUUCAGAUUCCCGCUGGCUGAUGCUAUGAUUCGGAGCCUGGGUUGGUUUGUUUAGCAUGCUACAUAGUGCUUUGGGAAUAUUUUUAGCUUUGUUAACGAUGCUGGAGAUAUAAGAAGAGCGGGCUGCACUCAAGGCAGUUUUGUGGCUCUUGAUGUAAUCAGAAUAAACAGUUAAACCCGUUUUCCUAAAAAGACGUUCAAGUUGUCUGCUUUCUGCUCCGCGCCUCACUUCCGGUUCUGAAAGCGCUGGUGCUGCUGGAUGAGAUGUCGCGGCCGCGGUGCAUGCUGGGACUGUGGGUCCUCCAGGCGCGCCUCCAUCUUUAAACCCCAGAGAAGAAGCGCUUCCGCUCCGGACUCGCACCGGAUCUGCGCCCACAUCCACAGCUCUGACACACGGGCUCCGGAGCUGCGGUAAACCGACACCGAGCGCCGGGGACACGCACCGCUCCUUCUCUUCUCUCGGAGAUGAGCAGAGGAAGAUGUCGGUCUCGGGACUGAAGGCCGAGCUGAAGUUCCUGGAGUCCAUCUUCGACCCGAACCACGAGCGCUUCAGGAUCCUCGACUGGAAACCGGACGAGCUGAGCUGCCAGUUUAACGUUACCGGAGACCAGCUGCUGAUCAUCCACUGCAACCUCACGGAGUCUUACCCGUCGACGCCGCCGAUAUGGUGCGUGGAGUCCGAUGACCCGAGCCUGACGCAAGUGCUGGAGCGGCUGGAGGACGUCAGGAGGAGCAGCACACUGCUCUUGCAGCAGCUGAAGAGGCUGAUCUGUGAUCUGUGCCGCCUCUAUAAUCUCCCUCAGCACCCCGAUGUGGAGAUGCUGGACCAGCCUCUGCCUGCAGGACCUGUCAACCAGGACAGAAAGCUUGGGACGAAAGAUGAGGUCACAUCAGAGGAGGAGGAGGAAGAGGAGAUGGCAGAGGACAUCGAUCUGGAGCACUACGAGAUGAAAGAGGAGCCGGUGGAUGGGAAGAAGUCUGAGGAUGAUGGGAUCGAGAAGGAGAACCUGGCCGUCCUGGAGAAGAUCCGCAAGAACCAGCGGCAGGACCACUUGAAUGUAAGUGCUCACUCGGGCGCUGUGUCUGGAUCAGUCCAAGCGUCGGAUCGCCUCAUGAAGGAGCUCAGGGAGAUCUACCGAUCUCAGAGUUAUAAAAACGGCAUCUACUCUGUGGAGCUGGUCAGCGACAGCCUGUACGAGUGGCACGUGAAGCUCAGGACUGUGGAUCCUGACAGUCCUUUACACAGCGACCUGCAAGUGCUGAAGGAAAAGGAAGGCAUGGACUACAUCCUCCUCAACUUCUCCUACAAAGAUAAUUUCCCCUUUGAUCCUCCGUUUGUUCGGGUGGUUUCUCCGGUCCUGUCUGGAGGGUAUGUUCUUGGCGGAGGAGCUCUGUGUAUGGAGCUGCUCACUAAACAGGUGCGUUUGCUUUAACUUCCUCCUGGACUGAAGACGCCUCCACUUAACUAAACC